This is a messenger RNA of Vanderwaltozyma polyspora DSM 70294, 924 nucleotides long. RefSeq lists its product as uncharacterized. Gene Ontology annotation, biological process: sterol biosynthetic process. Gene Ontology annotation, cellular component: endoplasmic reticulum. Lineage: Eukaryota; Fungi; Ascomycota; Saccharomycetes; Saccharomycetales; Saccharomycetaceae. The record is from RefSeq and is a predicted model, not a curated record. The transcript has a single exon. The coding region runs from base 1 to 924 and encodes 307 amino acids.
AUGGCUAAGAAAAAGAGUAAUAAUAAGAAAAAGAGUGGUAAUAGUUUGCAAAGAUCAGGUUCUUCUCAAACUAGUUUGAAUAAAAGAGUAACCAAUUUGUCAAAGGGACCUAUUCCAAGUGUAGAAUCUUUUACAAAUCUAACCAAACCACAAUUAUUUUCUAUUUAUGAUGAAGAUAUUACUAAAAGUGAAGAUAAUGAAAUUUAUAAAGAAAUGAAUAAAGGUGAUGCUUUUAAUGAGGAUGAUGAGAUUUUGGAGAUGAAGAGUGGAAGCAUGGGUCCAGCUAUUUCAAGAGUAAUCUCUUCUAAUAAUCCAUCUUCUGUUUCAACUGUCAAUCAUCACAAGAGUUCAACUUUUAAUGAAAUUAUUAGAAUAAUUUCAAUCGUAUUAGUAUUAUCAUUAAGUGGUAUAGGUUAUCAUCAAUUAUCUAAAAACUUACAUGAUAAUCAUCAAUUACAUCCUGACUUGGCUUCAAAGCCAUUAUUAGUGGUUUCGAAAUUGUCAAAGGUUCUAACUUUUGGUUUGAUCCCUGAUUGGGCUGGCUAUUCAUUAGAAGGUGUAAUAUUUGGUUUGUUGAUACCAUUGUUUGAUUAUAUUUUUGAUAUUAAACCAAAACCAAUUUCAACUUCAUCUAUUAUUAGAAGUGUUAAUGCAAUGUUAGGGGUAACUUAUGGUAUUAGAAAAGUCGAAUGGGCCUCUUCUUUACAAGCUUCUGGUGCUUGGGCUUUAUUAAAUAUCAUAUUAUGGUUAUUCUUUGAUGGUACCUUAUCAAUGUUUUGGUGUUGUGCUGGCUUGGGUUUCGCUACUUGUGCAGCAGGCUACUCAAAUAUAACACAUACUUCUCAAUUGUUGUAUUUUAUGGAUUUUUACUUUUUAGGUUUUAUGCUAUUUGGUAAAUUAGGUAGAUACUUAUUGGCAUUAUAA